This is a messenger RNA of Myotis myotis, 2464 nucleotides long. It is a transcript of the gene ZP1, whose product is annotated as zona pellucida glycoprotein 1. The record is from RefSeq and is a predicted model, not a curated record. Gene Ontology annotation, cellular component: egg coat. Gene Ontology annotation, biological process: binding of sperm to zona pellucida; prevention of polyspermy. NCBI's taxonomy places the organism in Eukaryota, Metazoa, Chordata, Mammalia, Chiroptera, Vespertilionidae. The transcript is spliced from 10 exons. Gene Ontology annotation, molecular function: structural constituent of egg coat; acrosin binding. Bases 24 to 2414 code for a protein of 796 amino acids.
GGAGCUCUCUGGGAUCCGCUCCGAUGGCGAUGGCUGGAGCCUUGACCAUGGCCUGGGAUCGCAGGUUGGCCCUGCUGCUGCUGGUCACGCUGGGGCUGGGUCAGCGGCCACCCCCCACGCCCGGCUUCCCGGGCCUGAGGCACAGCUAUGACUGUGGGGUCGAGGGCAUGCAGCUGCUGGUGCUCCCCCCGGAAGGCCGCACUGUGCGGUUCAAGGUGAUGGAUGAAUUUGGGAACCAAUUUGAGGUGAACAACUGCUCCAGCUGCUACCACUGGGUCACGGCCAAGCCCCAGGGGCCUGCAGUCUUCUCUGCUGAUUACAAAGGCUGCCACGUGCUGGAGAAGGUGGGCCCACCCCCUCUCUGGGGGGCGUCCAGGGCUGGGGGCCGGCUUGGCCUCUCACGGUGUCAGGCUGGGAGGCCCCUCAUGGGCCAGGGAUGCACCCACAUCACUCAGGGAGCGGGUGGACGAGGGGGACUAAGUCCUGGGUUGCCGCCCACAAACCCAGCCCCCCACCUGCCGCCCAGCUGGGCGCUCCCUGGACAUCAGCCUGGCUGGAGCGGCCCCCAGCUGCUCUCCCAUUUGCCUUCUCCCCUGCAGGCCGGGCGCGCCCACCUGAGCGUGUUCAUUGAAGCUCUGCUGCCUGACGGUCGUGUGGACGUGGCACAAAACCUCACGCUGGUCUGUCCCAAACCCGCCCACAGCUGGACGACGCCUGACGGCCCCCUGGUCCCAUCCACCAGCUUCUCACUCUCCACCCCACACACCCGCGAGCUCAGUCCCACCACUGAGCCCAGCGUCGGCCCCCCAACCCCUGCCUCCUCAGCCCUUGGGCCGGGCCCCACCCACCCCACCCGGGCCGGCGCCCAGGGGGCCACGGAGGUGACCUGGGGAGCUGACAAGCCGGAGGACAUCGGUAUAAGCCGCUCCCUCCAUUUCCCUGCAAUUUCUUCCCUGGCUCCUUCUCACGUCCUCACCACUCUGCCGCCGGCCCUAGGCACCCGCCCGACCCCGGAGCAGUGUCGGGGGGACUCGGGGCACAUCCCCUGCAUGGCGCAAGGAAGCUCAAAGGAAGCCUGUCAGCAGGCUGGCUGCUGCUAUGACAACACCAGGGAUGUUCCCUGUUACUAUGGCAACACAGCGACGGUCCAGUGCUUCAGGGAUGGCCACUUCGUCCUGGUGGUGUCCCGAGAGACGGCCUUGGCGCACAGGGUCACGCUGGCCAACGUCCACCUGGCCUACGCCCCCACCCGCUGCGUCCCCACCCAGGACACGGGGGCCUUCGUCGUCUUCCGCUUCCCGUUCACCCACUGCGGCACCACCGUCCAGGUGGCUGGCAACCAGCUCAUCUAUGAGAACCAGCUGGUGUCGGACGUGGAUGUCCAGGCGGGACCACAGGGAGCCAUCACCCGGGACGGCAGCUUCCGGCUUCAGGUUCGCUGCAUCUUCAAUGGCAGCGACUUCCUGCCCCUCCGGGCGGCUGUCUUCCCGCCCGUGUCGCCCGCCUCUGUGGCCCAGCCUGGCCCCCUGCGGCUUGAGCUGCGGAUCGCCAAGGACGAGACUUUCGGCUCCUACUACGAGGAGAGGGACUACCCGCUGGUGCGGCUGCUCCUGGAGCCCGUCCCCGUGGAGGUCCGGCUCCUGCAGAGGACGGACCCCCGCCUGGCCCUGGUGCUGCACCGCUGCUGGGCCACCCCCGGCGCCAGCCCCUUCCAGCAGCCGCAGUGGCCCCUCCUGUCCGACGGGUGCCCUUUCGAGGGCGACAGCUACAGGACCCGCCUGGUGGCCUUGGGCAGGGCCGGGCCGCCUUUCCCGGCGCAUUACCAGCGCUUCACCGUGGCCACCUUCGCGUUCCUGGACUCUGGCUCCAGCAGGGCCCUCAGGGGACCGGUCUACUUCUUCUGCAGCGCCUCCGCCUGCUCCCCGUCGGGGCUGGAGCCCUGCUCCGCUCCCUGCGGCUCCAGGACUGCACGCCAGCGCCGGGCGGCGAGGGGCCUCGGGGACACUGCCGAGCCGCAGGACGUGGUCAGCUCUCCGGGGCCCGUGGGCUUUGCGGACUCCUACAGGCAGGAGCCCGCGCCGGGGGCCACAGGUACGGGCCUUGGCCGCAGGGGCUGCUCAGCAGGGAAGCUCCGCGUAGUAAGGGCAGGAGACGUCAUUCGUUCCAUGGGAGCAACAGAGAGAGAAGGCCGGCGGCGGCCGCGGCGGGAGGUUACCAGGCCGGGAGGGAGGCCGCCCACCCUGACAGCCUCGCCCCCCCUCCCCUCUGCAGGCUCCGCCGGGAACUCGGACCCGAGGCUUGCCCUCGGGGUGGCCCUGCUGCUGGCGGCUGUGGCCCUGGUCCUGGGGAUCGGUGUCUUCGUGGGCCUGAGUCGGGCCCAGGCCCCGGGGCUCCUGGCGGGCAGCAGGGGCUGAACGGCUCAAUAAACGUGUUCUCAAGCUCUCUGUGCGGAGCAGACUCUUUC